AUGGAGGAGGUGAUGGAGGAGGUGAUGGAGGAGGUGAUGGAGGAGGUGAUGGAGGACGUGAUGGAGGACGUGAUGGAGGAGGUGAUGGAGGAGGUGAUAGAGGAGGUGAUAGAGGAGGUGAUGGAGCAGGUGAUGGAGGAGGUGAUAGAGGAGGUGAUGGAGGAGGUGAUGGAGGAGGUGAUGGAGGAGGUGAUGGAGGAGGUGAUGAGGAGGUGA
Knipowitschia caucasica is the source of this 216-nucleotide messenger RNA. The record is from the annotation of a GenBank genome assembly. NCBI's taxonomy places the organism in Eukaryota, Metazoa, Chordata, Actinopteri, Gobiiformes, Gobiidae.